AUGAUUGUAGCUUUAGCACAGUUCCAGUCGCAGCAGAAAUCUGUCACCAUUUCGGACAUAGAUCACGAAGAGACUUUAUUGGAAGAAACAGCUACGCGAGAAGAAACAUACCUUAAUAAAAUUGCUCGGCUAGAAAACGAACUGAGAACGGCACAGAAAGAAUGUGAAAUGAAUCGUUCAGAUCUGGAAAAAUUGCAAAGUCUUUACGCCAGUAAUUCAGAGUUGGUCAAAGAUCUUGAGGGUCAAAAGAGACAUAUGAGGGAAGAACUUAAAGACUUGAAAGGGCGAGAACAAAGAUUAAUGAAUGAAUAUGCAGAGUUAGAGGAAGAAAAUAUUGGCCUGCAGAAACAGGCAUCUAAUUUACGUAGUGCACAAGUGGAGUUUGAAGCUAUGAAAAUGGAGGUAAAACGUUUAUUGGACGAAAAUGAUCAGCUUUUGGCGGAUAGGAAAGAGGCAAAUCAGUUAACUAUGGUAGCUGAGAAACAGCUGGAAGAUGCGCUACUCAACAUCCAAUUAGAGCGAGAUCAGAAGCUAGCUUACAAGAAGGAAUUGGAUCAGAUGCGUAAUGCGGAACAUCUGCAACAGUUAAACUCUAUGCUCUUUGGCUUCCAGUCUAACAGUGACGAAGAUUCGCAGGCUUUGAAACAGUUAGAGUCGUCUUUUAUCGCCGAGGGCAACGGAUUCGGUAGAGGACCUUCAAAAGGUGCUGAUCUUUUUUCUGAAAUUAAUGGAGAUAUGGAGGAAAAGGUGUCUGAAUUGGAGAACAAAAAUGAUGAGCUAUCGCUCAAGCUGAAGGAUGUUCUGCGAGAUAUUGCUUUCGUAACUCCGCUUUUGAGGAAACUUGAAGUAACUAAUAAUGCUGAAGUAGAGCAUAAUCAGUUAAAGCAGCUUUGCGAGUUGGCGUUGUCCAAAAUUGAUGAGCUUUCCGAGAGUGCUGCAAAGGUGGAAUUCGGCGAGAAGAACUUUGGAACCUUGAAAUCCGAUUUACGAGUUGCUGUGAUGGCAGCUGGAGCAUAUUAUGCGCGCAUUGCAGCAGCGCAAGAUCAAAUGAUUGCUGUAGCUGAUUUUCUUUACCGAAUUUACCAUCAGUUGGUCACAACUAACGGUUUGGAAACAGACAAGAAUGCAUCGGAAGUGAUGAAGAAAUUACGGCAGUACGCUAAAGAUAAUGCUGAGAGCGAGGACUUUGUACAAGUUGCUGAUGAAGGAGUCGAAAGCGGUACCGAGACAGAAAAUGGGCAACUGCCUCGAAUAUCUUUAAAUCUUCAACGGCAUGUACUCUCUGCUGCAUUUUUGAAGGCACUGAAUGAAAAACUUGCUGGUCAACGAAUAGAAGAAAUAGUUUCGGAGGGUGACAUGAGAGAAAGAAUUGUACCAGGUGAUGGAGAUAUAUUUAAAGUUUCUGAAUCGCUGAUAGAACUUACAAAAAUAGUGCGAAGGACUGUUGAAAGUGCGAUGAAUGCUCGCGUAGAAGCAGAAGACAACCAAGAACUGGCUCUUCAGAACAUGAAACUUCGGUCACAGCUGGCAACUAAACGAGAGCAGAUAGUGACUUUGCGCACUGUAUUGAGGUCUAAUAAACAAACAGCAGAAUCUGCCUUAGCGUCACUGAAGGAGAAAUACGAAAGUGAAAAGGCUCAGACCCAUGACAUAUUGGAAAAACACAGGAGGGAGCUUAAAGCUUUUAAGGAAGAUGCUGCUACAUUCGCAUCUCAUAGAGCGAUGUUUACCGCACGGUGUGAAGAAUUGCAAGCUGAGGUGGAUGAGCUGAAAGCAAAUCAGAAGGCAGCUGAAGAGGAAAAGAAAACUUUAAAUUCACUUUUACGUAUGGCCAUCCAACAAAAAUUAGCUCUUACACAAAGGCUGGAAGAACUAGAAGUUGACCGAGAGCGCCAAACAUUCAAGCGCGGAAACAAAGCAACUAAUAGACCCAGUGGGGACAUGUCCAGUCAGUUGCACAGAGUGCGAUAUCCUCCUCAAAAUUCGCAGCAGCAAAGAAAUUUAAAAAGGGAUUACUGA
This is a messenger RNA of Enterobius vermicularis (human pinworm), 2019 nucleotides long. The record is from the annotation of a GenBank genome assembly. NCBI's taxonomy places the organism in Eukaryota, Metazoa, Nematoda, Chromadorea, Rhabditida, Oxyuridae.